AUGAGUAAGCUUGUGUUGAACAAUAAAACUGCUGUCAUUACCGGUGCAGCCAAUGGGAUCGGCUUCGCAACAACCGAAGAACUACUCAAAAAUGGAGUAUCGAAAGUACUGCUUUUGGAUAAAAAACCGGAGUUAACCGAAAAGCAGUACGCCCAGCUCGAGGCAUGCAACUCGGAGGCGGACAUCUUUUAUGUACGGUGUGACGUCACCGACAAGCAACAACUGGAAUUUGUUUUCUAUAAGUAUGUUCUGGACCUACUCGGAUCAUUCGACAUACUUGUGAAUUCAGUGGGAGUUUGGGAAUUAGAUUCCAACAAGUGCAUCGAUGUCAAUUUGAUUGGUUCGAUGCACUGCACUCUACUUGCAAUUGAUGUGAUGAAUAAGGAGAAAGGUGGUACAGGAGGAUUUAUUGUUAACAUCACUAACCCGGAAACCACUAUUUACACCGAAGAGACAUAUGGGAUGGCCGGUUUCACACGAACGCUGGGGACAGAAUCGAUGUACAACAAAACGGGGAUCAAACUUACGGCAAUCUGUCCGAGUAUUGCCAAAUCUAAUAUCAUGAAAGCAUUAGUGGACAGCUCUGCCAGUUUUCUACUGAUGAAGGAAAUAUUCGAGCUUAUCAAAAAAUUUGGCGAUGGACAAACAUGCCCUAUCGGGAAGUCCAUUGUGAAGGUCAUAAUGGAAAAAGAAACAGGAUCGGUUUGGUUGUCUUCCUCGGAUACUGAAAAUGAUACUGGAUACCGGAUUUCUGAGAUUAAGUUUGAGCUUAACAAAUAUGUCUAG
This is a messenger RNA of Sabethes cyaneus, 786 nucleotides long. Its product is annotated as 15-hydroxyprostaglandin dehydrogenase [NAD(+)]-like. The coding region runs from base 1 to 786 and encodes 261 amino acids. The record is from RefSeq and is a predicted model, not a curated record. The transcript is spliced from 5 exons. Gene Ontology annotation, molecular function: oxidoreductase activity, acting on the CH-OH group of donors, NAD or NADP as acceptor. NCBI's taxonomy places the organism in Eukaryota, Metazoa, Arthropoda, Insecta, Diptera, Culicidae. Gene Ontology annotation, cellular component: cytoplasm.